Molecule: messenger RNA, 1574 nt
Organism: Betta splendens (Siamese fighting fish)
Lineage: Eukaryota; Metazoa; Chordata; Actinopteri; Anabantiformes; Osphronemidae
Gene: clec3ba
Product: C-type lectin domain family 3, member Ba
Exons: 3
Coding region: 862-1461 (199 amino acids)
Biological process (GO): ossification; bone mineralization
Source: RefSeq, a predicted model, not a curated record
GCAAGAGGGACAACAGACAUAAUGUAAACAAAGAAAACAGAUGUGAAAAUUGAAAUUGAAAGAUGUUUUAUGGAGUCAAACAGCACAACACACGCUGUCACACUAUCUCACAUGUUAUUGCUGGGUGGACUUGCAGGAUUUAAGUUACCCCUAGAGUAUUUGCUCAUAUUUGGAGAUGGUGCCUUGUUUUAUGUUUGGCUUUGGGCCGUGUAAACUGUGGCUUUUCUGAAAUUUUGAGUUUUCUCAUAGCUGGCAGAGGUCAGCCAAACUCUCCAGCAAAUACUCUUUUCAGAAAACAAUGAAAGUAAAAGCUAACAAGUUCCCAACAGUAUUUCUCGGUUAUGUCACUCCUCCAGCUCACUGAGGAGGUCCAGAUGUAGGUCCUAUGAAAUCUCUGGCAUGUUGGAGGCUUGAAAAAGAGAAACACAGCAAAGCCUUUGACAGGAAAAAAAGGAUUAAGUCUAGUUCAAUAAACAAGAAACUGUUCAGGCCAGUUGGAAACCUCAGUUGCUAUUUAGUGACAGAAACACUAAGGCGUUUGAUAAACACGCCUUUAAAGACAGUUAUGAAUUUGUUGUAAUUUAUCGUUACUCACAAAUACUUGGAACCAGAGUCAUGCUUGAUUUACCACAGCUGUAAAACAUCUGCAAAGCAUUUGUUUCUUCUGGGAUUAGAUCUUCUUAUUCAGUCCUGAGCAGCCGCUGGGGAUGUGCAAAACACAGCCGCCUGGUCAGGCACUCAGAACUGCGAGGAGCUGCGAGAAGCUGCGAGGAGCCGCGAGGAGCUGUGAGGAGCCGCGAGGAGCUGUGAGUCGCACUGCACAACAGCAGUAUCUUUACAGCUGAUCGAAGUGCUUCUGCCAUGGACGCUAGAGGAGUUCGGUUGGUGCUUUGCCUCCUCCUGCUGGGCCACCGCACUCUCCAGCAGAACCCGGAGACCCCAAAGAGAGAAAAUGAAAAGAAAGACUCAAACAGUGUUGCCAUUGAGGAGCUGAAGAACCAGAUGAACGACAUCAUUCAGCAGCUGAAUUUGUUGAAGGAGCAGCAAGCCUUGCACACAGUUUGUCUGCGGGGCACUAAGAUCAUUGGGAAGUGCUUCCUGGCCAAUCCGGUGAAGAAGACGUUCCACGCAGCCAACGACGACUGCAUGGCCAAAGGCGGCAGCUUAAGCACCCCUCUGACGGGAGACGAGAACCAGCAGCUCUACAGCUACGUCCGCCAGAGCGUGGGCCCCGAGGAGCCGGUGUGGCUGGGCAUCAACGACAUGGUGAGCGACGGCCUGUGGGUGGACCAGUCGGGGGCCAGCGUGCGCUUCAAGAACUGGGAGACGGAGAUCACCCAGCAGCCGGACGGAGGAAGCAGGCAGAACUGCGCCAUCCUGUCCACGACAGCCAACGGGAAGUGGUUUGACGAGAGCUGCCGGGCUGAAAAGGCCUCGGUGUGUGAGUUCAACAUCGUCUGACAGCUGCUUGGCAUCACUGUGUAGACGGAUGCACGCAGUGCACUAAAGAUAAUGUGUGACAUCAUUCUUAAGAUAAUCAUAUUUUACGCACAUUUGAUAAGUGUAUAAGAGUU